This is a messenger RNA of Botrytis cinerea B05.10, 2705 nucleotides long. RefSeq lists its product as hypothetical. Gene Ontology annotation, biological process: positive regulation of transcription by RNA polymerase II. Gene Ontology annotation, molecular function: transcription cis-regulatory region binding; DNA-binding transcription factor activity, RNA polymerase II-specific; zinc ion binding. The record is from RefSeq and is a predicted model, not a curated record. Gene Ontology annotation, cellular component: nucleus. NCBI's taxonomy places the organism in Eukaryota, Fungi, Ascomycota, Leotiomycetes, Helotiales, Sclerotiniaceae. The transcript is spliced from 5 exons. The coding region runs from base 838 to 2637 and encodes 599 amino acids.
GAUGUACUGUGCGCGUGGACAUGUGCUGGUCAUGUGACUUCUCGUAGCUAGUAUUUAUAGGCCUUCUUUAUGUAGUCUAGGAAAGGCAAUCUAUGCUCUUAUUUUCAACUUGACGCCCUACGUUUAUACAUGUGCUGGAUAGCAUCCCUUCACUCCUGAUAUCAUUGUUGGUAUGUGACUACUCGUUCCCUUCACUGUACAUGGUCGUUUAGGACUACUCUAUGAUUCUAUGACAUAUGUGAAGACUUUUCUUGUGUGACCUCUACCGCCUUCUGCUCUUUUCCAAUGCUUAAUGGGUUAUAUAAAGUUUAAAGGCUGUGUAUUGAAAAUAAGACAUUUCUUCAUCGUAUUUAUCAAUGUUAACGUCAUUUUAGUACGAUUCCUUUGGAAGGGCUAUUUGGUUUCCCCGGCUUGGAACGAGGCGUUUGAUUCAUAUAAAGCCGACUAGUGGUUAGCUGGCAGUUUGCAUGAAUCGAAAAUGCAUUGAUAAUACUAACCUCUUUGAGUAAGUCGAGACGAUGCGAAGUUUUUCUCGUCUCCAGUUACUUUUCCCCCUUCAAGAACCCAAUCAUUCCUCCUUUCUCAAUAAUACACAGCCUCUUCGCAAUCAAAUCAAUAUGUAUUAUCUACUCAGUAUACAAUGAAUGAUAUGAUCCCCGAGAUAGGAAAAAGUGUCGUGUAUCGAACCGGCUAUAUACGACGAACGAAUCACGAGCCUGUAAUCACGAGCCUGUAAUCACGACAUUAGAUUCUAUUUGCGUACCACAAUGUGUAUCGGGUAAUCAUUUACGCAGGUUUCCGCGUCAGCUCAACUCCAUUUCCUCCUUCUCGUACUCAAUGGAUAACACUUCCGGCUCUAACGUCGAUCCACCAAUCGCAAUCCGAAGUAAUCGAGGUUGUUGGACGUGUAGAAUACGGAAAAAGAAAUGUGAUGAAGUACAACCCGGCUGUUUGAGGUGUAAGAAUGUGAAUGUAGAAUGUCACUAUGGUCCCAAACCGAAAUGGAUCGAUGAUCCAAAGUGUGGAAAAGAAGAAUUGGAAAGGAUUAAAGUCAUAGUUGCUGCAUCUGCAAGUAAAAAGAGAGCCGCUUUUCGUGCGAGGAAAAAUGCAGGUCUCCUAUCGCCCUUGCCCAGAUCGCCAGAAUCACCUAGUCCUAGUACUACAACGGAAAUCGCUAAGAAAGGAGACAAUUUACAAAUUAUCGACAAUGUCAUUCCAACAUCUACACCCCCUAUGGAAAUGAACCAUGAUAACCCCAAUGAGCCUAAAUCUCCGUUAUUCCCAGAAUGGAUAGAAGAUCAAGAAGCAAGUUUAAUGAUGCAUUACCUUGAUCAUGUCUUUUUUAUCCAAUUUCGAUUUCAUACUCCAUCAUUAUCGUCGGGAAGAGGAUGGCUAUUAUCACUGCUCACAAAAACUAAACCCCUCUAUCAUGCAGCUCUAACUCUGAGUGCUUUCCAUCGCCAAUCUCUUAUCUUGGAACGAGAAAGUGGUCAAGCGGAAACAGAUUAUCUGCAUGAAUUACAACAUCACUAUGAUUUAGCCCUAAAAGGAUUGCAAGAUUUCAUACACGAAAAUAAUAGAAAUGUAUCUGAACAAGGGGCCUUUGAUGGAAACAUUCAAAUUCUUGCUUGUAUGAUACAAUUGAUAUCCUUCGAGCUCUUCAACGGUGGUGAAAGCAAUUGGCAAGUCCAUCUCAGAGCAGCAUCGGAACUCAUAUUAGUGCUCCACGAAGUCUCAAAUGGUAGGAUACCAGGCCCAGAAACACUAUUGAGUUCGUCGCGAUGUUUCAACACUUCAAGAGCAGGAUCGCCGGCAUCGAUUAUGAGUGAAAGUUUGGUUUCGAGGGAUAGUGCUGCGUUGGAUUUUUUUACGGGAGCCAUUAUUUGGAUGGAUGCACUAGCCUGUGUGUCAACUGGAUCCCAUCCUUGGCUUUCUGAAUUCCAUAACCGAUUACUCUCUGCCAAGAAACCUGGCUUCUCCAAAUCCGACCACAAAAUCCAACUAGCGUCCAUAAUGGGAUGUGAAAAUUGGGUCAUGAUAAUGAUUAGCGAGAUCGCCUGGUUAGGAACCUGGAGACGAAAACAUCAGUCUGAUUCAAGCAUAGACUUCGCCCAACAACUAAUCUACACAGAACAAAAUAUUCGCAAUCGUCUCGAAUCGAAAAAUUCAGAGACGCUAAAGGAACUUCACGCAUUGAGGUCUAUUCAUCGAGGAACUCCGCCCUUCUAUUCUACGGAACUGUAUAAUAAACAUUCCGUCCUCCUGUUAUCACACAUUUUUGCCUGUGCAUCUCUCAUUUAUCUUCAAAUGGUCAUCUCGGAUAACUUACGUCCCGAAGAUAUCGACAUGAUGCUCCACAACACUAUAAACGCCAUGCGCAUGAUACCCAAUCCACAAAUGUUCAGAGGGUUAGUGUGGCCCUUGUGCGUGGCAGGCUGUUUAGCAAGCUCGAAACAAGAUCAGAGAUUUUUUAGGGAAAUAUCGAAAGCUGCAAUUGCGGACUCAAGAAGUUUCGGAAAUUCGAGUAGUGCAUUGAAGAUUUUGGAAAAGAGUUGGGAGUUGCAGAAGGAGGAGGGGAGAUUGGUUGAUUGCACCAUGGCGAUUAGGGCAUUGGGGAGUUGUAUACUUUUGGUCUGAAUUAUGAAUGUGUACGGAACUGGAAGUUCUAGCCGUUCAGAAGAUUUUUGAGGGAAUUAUAGGUGGUA